CGACCGAUCAAAGAGCCCGGAUCUGUCUAUUUUCUCUCAAAGGCAUAUUUAUCACGUCCAGCCUCCUCGGGAGAGAAUAAGACAAGAUGCCUAUUAAGAGAAAUAUGCGUGGGUUGCAUCGGACGAGCUCGCACCGUAAUGCUUUGUUGAGGAACAUGGUUGUGUCGCUUGUGAUGCAUGAGUCUAUUCUUACGACAUGGCAUAAGGCGAAAGAAGCACAGAGUGUGGCAGAUAAGAUCAUCACGAUGGGAAAGCAAUACCUGGGUGGAGACAGAAAUGCACUCAUAAAAGCACGGGGUUACUUCUACAACCAAAAGGAGCCGACGAACAAGCUCUCCACCAUCCUCGCCCAGCGCUACAAGGAAAGACCAGGCGGCUACACCCGCGUCCUCCGCGCCGACCCCCGUGUCGGCGAUAAAGCCCAAAUGGCCGUCCUCGAAUUCGUGGACGGCGCCCGCGACACACGCUUCGCCAUGACCGCCCGUACCCUCGCCCACGACGAAAUGUACGACAAACCCCAAACCCCAAUAACCCUCCGCAACAUCGUCAAAGUUACCCGUUACCGUGGGGAGACCGGAACGGCCGAACUCAAAGAUUUCGCGCAGAAAUUCAAGGCGGCGUUUCAGAGACGAGGGUUCCAUGCGCCGGAGCAGGCUCCGAAGGAGAUGGAGAAGCAUAUGAAGAUUAAUGAUGAGAAGAUGAAGAAGAUGGAUAAGGAGAAGAAGAUUAGGGAGACGUGGGUUGCGGAGAAGGAGGCGCUGAAGCUGUUGAAGGAGGACAAGAAGAGAGAGGAGCUUCAGAGGAGGCAGGUGCUCAAGGCUCAGGCAAUCGAGAACCGGCGCAAAAAGGCCAAGCAGGUCGAGGCCUAA
Messenger RNA from Saitoella complicata NRRL Y-17804, 869 nucleotides. RefSeq names its product ribosomal protein L17. Gene Ontology annotation, cellular component: ribosome; mitochondrial large ribosomal subunit. Gene Ontology annotation, molecular function: structural constituent of ribosome. The transcript has 3 exons. Gene Ontology annotation, biological process: translation. NCBI's taxonomy places the organism in Eukaryota, Fungi, Ascomycota, Saitoellomycetes, Saitoellales, Saitoellaceae. The coding region runs from base 87 to 869 and encodes 260 amino acids. The record is from RefSeq and is a predicted model, not a curated record.